Molecule: messenger RNA, 837 nt
Organism: Saccharomycodes ludwigii
Lineage: Eukaryota; Fungi; Ascomycota; Saccharomycetes; Saccharomycodales; Saccharomycodaceae
Gene: PEX21
Product: Pex21p
Exons: 1
Coding region: 1-837 (278 amino acids)
Source: RefSeq, a predicted model, not a curated record
AUGUCUGUAGCUUGUACUGUCGCUAGUAAUCCGUUUUAUCAAAUAUCUCAAAAAAGCAACAAUGCUACCAUCGUUCCCAAAACUACUUCUAAAUUAAUACAAAAUCAAAACCAAAAACAGGGCCAUUUACUUUCAAUCAAUACUAAUAAUGCCACAUCUAUUAACCCUUUCAUGAACCACUCUAAUAUUUCCGCAAAUGUACCACCUUCUAACACCGCUGCCAUUAAAAAUAACGAUAACUGGUUAUUCCAAUUCCAACAGAUGAGUGUUAUCGAUCCAGUGGAGUGUAGCGAUAAUUAUAAAAGCUUGUAUGCGCAAUAUGAAGGGAAAAGUCUUAAUAAUACUACUACAACCAGAGAAAAUUUUAACGCUGGCAACAAUAUAAUGAUGAUGCAAAAAUAUCAAAACUAUGCCAAUACUAUUGCCCCUACCACUAAAACUGCAUAUGAUAGUGUGAAUGAGGAUUUUUCUGUGGUUGAUGCUGAACUGGAGAGCAUGAUGGCGUUACAACCAGAUCAAAGUGUUAUUGGUGAAGUUGAUCAAGAUCAACUUUUGUUUAAAAAUGCGGCUGUUUCUAUAGUCAAUAUAACAAAUACUGAUUCUAAUAUCAGUAAUACUAAUUCUCAGUUUAGUACGGAUACUACUGCAAAAUUUAAAAGAAGUAAGUUUUUAGGAUUAAUGAGAAGAAUAAGCGAUGAGGACGUUACAUUAAAGAGGCACAACUGUGAACAAUCUAGUAAUAACACUAAUAAUGCUAAAUACGAUUCUUUAUAUUCUAGUGAGCUUAAUGAGUGUGUAGGUGAUGAAUAUAUUACUAUUCCUGAUAAACUUAAUUAA